Molecule: messenger RNA, 2451 nt
Organism: Abrus precatorius (Indian licorice)
Lineage: Eukaryota; Viridiplantae; Streptophyta; Magnoliopsida; Fabales; Fabaceae
Product: nicotinate phosphoribosyltransferase 2-like
Exons: 15
Coding region: 329-2059 (576 amino acids)
Biological process (GO): NAD+ biosynthetic process
Molecular function (GO): nicotinate phosphoribosyltransferase activity
Source: RefSeq, a predicted model, not a curated record
GAAGAAACAUCCAACGAACCAACCAACCAACCAACCAACCUGGUUCUGUGUCUUAUUAAUAUUAUCUCUUUAUUCAUAGUUCAAUUCAAAGUUCAAACGGUCUUUGGGAGUAUCUUCUACGAAAAUAGCACCACAACUUCUUUCUCUCUCUUUGGCGCAGUUACUCUAAUUGUGCGUGACGCUCACGCUUGCAUCAGAACCAACUACACAUAUAUAAAUAGAGCGCGCGCCAGGAAGAGCCAGCGCAACACAAACUUGAAACCAUACACAGAAAAAACUAAGACCACACAAGAACACUCUCAGUGACACACUGUGUGAACCCUAGCGAAUGGAGGCGAAGGUGAACGGACCCAGCAAGGAGCCUUCGAAUGGCGCCAUAGAUGGACCUACCAACCCCAUGGUCACGCCUCUGCUCAACGAUCUCUACCAAUUCACCAUGGCUUAUGCUUACUGGAAAGCUGGCAAGCAUCAAGAACGUGCUGUGUUCGAUUUGUAUUUUCGGAAGAAUCCCUUUGGUGGGGAGUAUACUGUCUUCGCUGGUUUGGAAGAAUGCAUAAGGUUCAUUGCAAAUUUCAGGCUCACUGAGGAAGAGAUCAAUUUUGUUAAGGAAAGUUUAUCUACUUCUUGUGAGGAUGGAUUCUUUGACUAUCUUAGAAGUAUUGACUGCUCUGAUGUUGAGGUAUAUGCUAUCCCUGAGGGAUCAGUCGUUUUUCCUAAGAUUCCCCUGAUGAGAGUUGAAGGUCCAAUUGCAGUUGUUCAAUUGCUGGAAACACCUUUUGUGAAUCUAAUUAAUUAUGCAUCAUUAGUUUCUACUAAUGCUGCAAGGCAUCGUAAUGUUGCUGGAAAGUCCAAAACACUACUUGAAUUUGGAUUACGAAGGGCUCAGGGGCCUGAUGGUGGAGUAGGAGCAUCAAAGUACUGCUAUAUUGGUGGAUUUGAUGCAACAAGCAAUGUUGCAGCAGGAAAGUUAUUUGGGAUACCUCUCCGCGGUACUCACUCCCAUGCCUUCGUUAGCUCAUACAUGAGCCUUGACGAGAUUACAGACAAGUCACUUCGCAGAAAAGAUGGUUCAAGUACCUGUGAUGAUUUUGUUAGUCUGGUUCAAAUAUGGCUUAGCAAAAUUCAGUUGUCAAAUGGUGUUUUUGUUGAGACCAAUCAAAGUGAGUUGGCAGCAUUCACAUCGUAUGCAUUGGCAUUUCCAGAUGGAUUUCUUGCCCUUGUAGAUACAUAUGAUGUUAUAAGAAGUGGAAUACCUAACUUCUGUGCAGUUGCAUUAGCUCUCGGUGAUUUAGGCCUCAAAGAAUCAUGCAAUUUCCAUUCAUUGUUGAGCUUGCAUGAUGUCAUGUGCAGAUACAGAGCAGUUGGCAUUAGAUUGGACUCUGGUGACCUUGCAUAUUUAUCUUGUGAGGUCAGGAAGUUCUUUCGCUCUAUUGAAAAGGAAUUUGGAGUGCCUGACUUUGGGAAGUUGUCAAUCACUGCUAGUAAUGACCUUAAUGAGGAAACACUAGAUGCUUUAAACAAACAGGGUCAUGAGGUUGAUGCCUUUGGAAUUGGUACAAAUCUAGUUACGUGUUAUGCUCAAGCUGCUCUGGGGGUUGUUUUCAAGCUGGUUGAGAUAAAUAAUCAACCUCGCAUUAAACUUUCUGAAGAUGUGUCAAAGGUCUCUAUUCCAUGUAAGAAGCGAUCCUAUAGGCUGUAUGGGAAAGAAGGUUAUCCCUUGGUAGACAUAAUGACUGGAGAAAAUGAGCCCUCUCCAAAGGUGGGAGAAAGAAUACUGUGUCGCCAUCCAUUCCAAGAAUCCAAGAGGGCAUACGUGGUGCCACAGCAUGUUGAGGAGCUUCUGAGGUGUUAUUGGCCUGGGAGUUCAGAUAAAAAGACAGAAACUUUACCACCGCUAAGAGAUAUUAGAGAGCGAUGCAUUAAGCAACUUGAGCAAAUGCGACCUGAUCACAUGAGGAGACUUAACCCAACUCCAUAUAAGGUUAGUGUUAGUGCAAAAUUAUAUGACUUCAUUCAUUUCCUGUGGCUCAACGAGGCACCAGUUGGGGAGCUGCAGUAAAUAAUAAGGAAAAUAAAAUGGCAUGCCUUGAGAACCCAAUGGGUAUGGCAAGAAAGAUUUCAAUAGAAAUUUCUUUCAUACAGUAUAGAUGUAUUCAAUAUGUUUUGACUGUUUUCAUUUGAUUCUGUAUAUUUUUGUUAAGAGGAACCAUUAUUCUUUCAAGUCUAUGCGCGAAUAAUCCACCCUUGCCCUCGAUCACAUUGCUGUCCAAUCUUAUGAUUAUAGAGCUGAACUUCGUACGUGUAUUCAACAGAUGUAUCAAUAUGAAUGCUUUCUUGAAGGCGUAGUAGUUGAAGGCAUUUUGUACUGAAUUUAAGUACUUAAACAACUAAUGAAUCAUGUAUACAUUAAAGUAGUUCAUAAAAAUCAAUAAAGAAUUUUUUGACAUAUGG